ACAUGUUUGGCAACGUAUUCAGUUGCCAUCAAUUCAGAUUGCCUGAAGCCUUAGAUGCAUUCCUCAGUCAGCAACGCCUUCUAGUUUUUAAAUGAAUCUGGUCUGCGUUUACCAUUUUCUGUUUUCUGCCUUCUUAUCUCCUGAAGCCCACAGUGUCUCGUUUAAGGAAGUGGUAAAAGAGCUGGUGUUCUGUGGCGUUCCUCGAUACAAAUCAUUGCACUAUAUUAUUCAGCACGAGUAUAACACUGAGGAAGGGCACAAGGGAAAGAUAUUCAGCGACUAUCUGAUGAACUCCCCUGUUCGAAAGUUUGCAGAAACGCUCGUCAAGAGACACGUACCCGUUUACACAUACCAGUAUAACUACGCCUCAAUCCAUGAUGACGGCGUAUCUUCAUCAGUUCACAGGGAUGUGCCCCACGGCAAGGAUGUCAAGUACGUGUUUGGGGAGCCACUAGUGGACACAACUCUCGCCCAAGAAACCUCUACAGAGAACGACAGAAACAUGAGCCGAUUAAUGAUGCAUCUGUGGAGCAGUUUUGUCAAAUUUGGGCGUCCAACUUUGAACAGUAGCAUAAAUAACGUGAGCAUUGUGCUUGAGACGGAUUCUGGGUUGGCCUUUGACCUACAAAACAGCUCAUUCCUGACUCUGGGCGGACUGGAUACACCAACAGUUCAACUUUCCCGCCCUUUCCUCAAUGGCAAGACUGACUUUUGGAAUAAAGUGGUUCCUCGUUUGAUACACUAUAUCGACUCUGGGGUGUUGCCAAGUGACAUGGUGGAAGAUUUGGAAAGAGAUUACUUCAUAUGCCGAAUUGUUGCCGGUGUAUUCAUAACAGCCACUUUCGUGCUGAUCAUCAUACUCAUGAUUCUUAUCUGCCUGAUCCGCCCUAAACGAGCGAACGUGUGAAUUAUAAAAUAGAGCGAUUGGGGUAUAUAUGCAGAUGUAUAUAUGAUUUUUACAAGUUUAUUCCAUGGAAUACUUAUUAUUUAUUUCACGUCGUCAGUUUAUUCAUUAUAGGAAUCAGGGUAGUUUAACAUUAAAAGAGUCAGGCCUGUAUUUAGCGGCUGUAUAAUUCUCGGCAGGUUGGUACACUUACAGACGUCAACGUAAAAUUUCUAUGAAGUAAAUAAAAUCUAAUGUUGGGACCAGUUUCACGUUAUUCCCAAUGGCAGACUCCGACGAGUUAAAGAAUUCCUAACCGCAACAAGAGCGAAUCGUUUCCUGCUGCAGUACUUGUAUAUAAGGCACACAAGUGUUUUAUGGGCACAUGUACAAGGGAAAAAGUGAGCCACUAUACAGGGAAGAAUAGAAGACCAUAUAGCUUUGAUCGGACUUUGUUACAGGCAGGAAGGAGUUUUACGAGUUACAGGAGACACGAUUCCACAUCAGGAGGUGUGACUUCCUGUUCCACUUACUUGGCAAACAGAUAUUGAUGUUAUAAUUACCUGUGCAGAACGUCCUUCAGCAAGUCCACUCUUCUGUCAACAAAUUGGUGAUGUUUUCUGUAGUAAUGAGAAUUCGCGCUUGAAUAUGCCAUCGCCAUAAAUUAAAUCCAGUUGGAUCCAGUUAAAGAAGAUGGAUAUACUUAAAUAGGUACAGCAUAGAGAAUAAAACUAGAGCGGCGACAACAGUCUGAUAGCUGGCAAAUGGUCACACGUGCAUGUAUCCGGUGAAAUACGGCCUCUUCUCAGUUUACCUCAGUCAAAGUUUUAUUCUAACUGUCCAUGUAAAUUUCACAAAUAGUAGCAAUUUACACGCCCCCUAACCCCAUGGCUUAAGGAGAAUUGGGUAAAACAAAAUGCAGUGAGGUUAACUGCAAUUUUAUUAGACCUCAUCAGUCUAGAAAUACUCUAAUGCGAUUAUCGAUACUGUACCCUGCUUAAAUUUGAUAUCCCAACUGUUUAAUGGUUGUAAUUAAUGUUGAAGAAACACACACGUUACCUGACCAAAGCAGUAGAUUAAUGCACAUUAUCACCAGCUCAUAGGUUUGCUUAACAUCAGGAGGACAGGAUGGUAUAUACUUACAACUGCGCAUGAGCACUCAUAAAUCAACAAAUAGGUCCUUAACAGUGUAAAUGUAAAUCUCGCGGCAGAUUUUUUUCUAAAAAUAUUUGUGUAAAUAUACAUAUGUAUAUGUAUAGAAGUGUAUGUGGUUGUAUGUACAGUGCAUUAACUGUGUACAACUUUCUCAUUUUGUAAGUUCUGAUACAUCGGAAAAAUAUGUCGUCUGUUUAUUAGAAUUGUAUGAAGAGGUGUUUAAUAAAGUUACAGUAAAACUUUACGGUGAAAGGAAAAGCGCUCUACCUACAUCAUAUAUGUGAUUAUGAUACCCAGAAAUGAACAGUUCGCAAAGGAAAAAAUAGUAGCGUACAUUAUUCAUGUGGUAUCUUGACAAAGAAUGUUGGAUUCAGUGGUGAAUAUUCUUGUUGAAACCUAAUUUUACGUAAACCCAUGCAGUUUCACAUUCGAACCCACUUCAUGACUAUUGAAUUGUCAAUAUUGCAUAAACAAGAAACAAAGCAAUAUGAGGUUGUGAAAUCAUGUUUUGUUUCUUUAUCUUAAUCGUUUCUCUUUUUCUUCGUAUCUGUCAAGUUUUAGCUCAGCUCAUGAACUGUCAAGGGAGAUAACUCGUUGCCCGAGACUGUACAUUGAGUUUGACAUCAAUUAUUUCUGUAGAAUUCUUAGAAGAAUUACAGUCUAUGAUUGUUUUAGUGUGAGGAUAACUUAUGCCGUAGUUAGAUUAUGGUUAAGGUGUUGGUUAUUAUUUAUAUUCGUGGUAGUAUAAAAUCGGAAAGAAACUGUUUGUGCACUCUUUCUUUCUCUUCUUUGUAAGCACUUUCUAUUCUUAUGUUUAAAUGAAAUACUGUUUCGUAGAGUUUUAUUAGCGAUGUUUAC
This is a messenger RNA of Liolophura sinensis, 2896 nucleotides long. RefSeq names its product acetylcholinesterase-like. The coding region runs from base 92 to 907 and encodes 271 amino acids. NCBI's taxonomy places the organism in Eukaryota, Metazoa, Mollusca, Polyplacophora, Chitonida, Chitonidae. The transcript has 5 exons. The record is from RefSeq and is a predicted model, not a curated record.